AUGAAACCAGGCUGCAGCCUGGCAUGGUGGCUGGCAGUCCUGCAAUGCUUGUGGUCAGGCGUGCCAGUUCAGCUGUGUGAUCGCGCCCCGGCGCGUGCACAGGCUGUCUGGCCAAGCUUGGGCCGACACGAGCGGCGCAGACUGACCGAGCAGCUCAACAAAGCUUGGGCAGGCCCGGCACAGCGCCGUGCCAGACUGCUGCGUCCUCGCUUGCGAGCGAGUCGUGGCCGCCGGCACGUGCGACAAGGGCAGGCCCCGAAGAACUUGCCUACCUGGCGGGGCUGGCCGCUACGAGGGCAGCGAAUCGGGGAAGCUCAGCAUCCAGGCCCCGCGGCAAAGGAAACAGAGCACGAGGUCGUCAUCCGCAAAGAUUUUUGGACGGGGCUUCUGGAUGCAGCUCCCCAAGCCACUCCCAAGGAGAGCAGACCUAAGUUCAGCCAAGUCGAGUGGGAGGCAGCCGCAAAGAAAACGUAUCCCCAGACACUGACAGCGCUGCUGAACGGCAAGCCCGUGCUGCUGCCCAAAAAGCUUGCGGCGCCGUGGCGCAGCUUCCAGCAGCUAGACGUUGGGCGCAGGCUCGACAAGGGGCCAAAAGACAGAACAUCUAACAAGCAGCUUGCAGCGACGGCAGCGGCUGGAAUCUAUUGCUUUCCAGAGCACAACGCCGGCCAGGACAAGCAACUGCGGCACGACCUUGACACAUGGGACGGUGGCUCGUUUUCCCCUUCGCCGGAAGAAGUUCAACGCUGCGAACAAGACUCCUUCGAAGAGGACCUCAUGUCCGAGGUGAACUACGAUCCAUCCACUGAGGAAGAGGAGGAAUGCGUUCCGGGUUGCGCAGAGGAGAGCAGCGCAGACCUUCAAGCUUGGCACUUCCAAGCAUCGACGACUCUGACGACUCCAGCAAGCAACAAGAGGAGACGGCUAUGGAAAAAAACGCCGCCGCCGCGCGUCGUGCCGGAAGGCUAUCAGGCAAUCCUUCCCGAAAAGCUGCCAGACUCCAUCUGGGCCCGAGAAGCUAAGGUCUCCGUGUACACAGUGGACUUCAAGACCGCGAAGAACAAGCCUCUGAGUUUGCAGCCCCUCCAGAUCCCGGAACUUCCUUGCACGCAUCCAGAGCUCUUCUGCAUAACGGGAAAAGAACAAGGCCAAUGCUACUAUGCCGCCAAACCUCUCUGGCACAGCGCCACAGCGCGCGCGGUUCUACAAGCAUGUGAGGAUGUGCAAACGGCAUACAAAAGACUGCCGUUGCUUUUGUCGCCCAGCACCUGGAAAACUGCUGCCGGCAUCCUCGCAGACAAAGCGAACGACAUCUGGUGCGGGGACACCCCGGUGACAGAUGGACAGAGCGAGUGCAGCCCUGCAGCGGCAAAGAGAAUCGGCCUUCUGCCGCCGGACGCAGGGCCGGACAAGCCCUGCUUGUACUCGCCGUUGCAGAUCCGAGGGGUCUUGCCUUUGAGUGCCCUGGAGUGCUGCCUCUGCAAAGGCAUGCUAGUUGUCGAUGUGUAUCUCCAGAAAGGCAUAAGGCUUCGCAAGGAGUGUCGAAAAGUGCAUUGGAACCGGAGUGACCCCAACAUAGAGCACGGCUUCGCUGUUACUCAAACUACGGAGGCUGCCAUGAAGCCGGCAACCAUCAACUCGCAGGCCGCAGCGGCUCUAAUGAUGCGUGCAUGCAGCCUCCCAACGGCGGUCGAGAGGCGCGUGGCCAUCGCAGCUCUGUCGAGCUUGGUGAAGCAGUUGCAAGAAGACACUGUCGAGCAGUUGAAGUCGGUUGCUUGGGGCUUGCCCGAUGGCACGCGGAAAGCUCGCAAGGGAGUAGCACGAGUGCUGCACGACUCGCCGCCGUCGCGAGCGGCCGCUGGCCUGGCAUCCCAAGAUGCAGACAAGGAGGUCAUCGAGCGUGUGCCCCAGCAUCUACUCCGCGUGCGGCUGUGCGAAGACGACACUGAAGAGCCGGCGGAGAGCGACCGGAACCUCGUCACGAAGACCGUGGCAGAGGCGCAGCAUACACACAUCAGCAAGGGAACCAAGCGUGCGCUGCUUGGUGGCGGCGGAGCCUUCAACGGUGCUUUAACACAGCAGCGCAACGACCCGCACCUCACACUGGCGGGAGGUGCCUGGGUGCUUUUCGCUCUCGCUGACUGCACUGGAGACCUUGAGGACCGGCAAUGCUGGAUCAUUAGUGAAGGCCGCUCCAUCGUCGGUCCGGUGGUAGUCUGGAGGGUGCCGGUGGCGGGUCCCAGCGAUUUCCAGAUUUGGGAGGCCCGACCAUGGCCGCGCGACCUUUGGGCUAGACCGAACAAUUGCUGCGUUUGCAGCACAAAAGGUUUGGGCAUCACAGCCUUGGGCGGUGGCGACUAUGACGGUGACACCAUCUUCGUCACGGCCAACCGAGGACUCCUCAACUUCAUCGACCAGACGGAAGAGGCCGUGCGCAACUUGCCGCACGCGGAGGCCGCAGGCAUCAAAGAAGUCAUCGAGAAAGAGCCGCGGACGGCCUGGUCUGCAAAGAACCUUCUCCAGCGAGCCUCCGAAUAUGUACGGCAUGUGUUGAGAGUGCCGACACUGAAUGUCCGUGGGACGGCCACACGGUACUCGGAGCUCGUCCAGGACGGGUUUUCCCAAGCCGCCGUAUUCCCGAAGAUUUGA
Molecule: messenger RNA, 2649 nt
Organism: Symbiodinium sp. CCMP2592
Lineage: Eukaryota; Dinophyceae; Suessiales; Symbiodiniaceae
Source: the annotation of a GenBank genome assembly